UCAUGGAGAACCUGCUUAAUCUGAGUUCUGUGCUUUGCGGUGUGUUUUCUGCAAGUUAUUUCAUCCUAACUUUUAGUUUGCUGCCUUGACUAAUUUUUUUAGUUGUGUUCAAUUUUUGGAAAAUGAUAUUGGAUUUUCUAGGCAGUGUGCAUGGGACAGUGAAUAAGUUGCGUGGAAGUCAGAAGGGCAGGCUGGGAGAGAGCCAGGAACAUGCUGAAGGAGCUGCAACUCUCGCUGCUGGUCGUUCUGCUGCUGGCCUGCGGUGUCCUCUACCAGUUCUCCCUGAAGUCCAGCUGCUUCUUCUGCCUGCCUUCCUCCACGUCGAAGCAGGGACCUGAAGCCCUUUUGAGCACUGGGCGCAGCAUUGUAUUCCUGGAGACCUCAGAGAGGACAGAGCCUUCCUCACUGGCCUCUUGUGCAGUGGAGUCAGCUUCCAGGAUUUACCCAACCCAGCCGGUGCUCUUCUUUAUGAAGGGGCUCAAUGAUUCCAUGCAGCGGUCGCCAAACUCCACGCACCGCGCCUUUGCCCUUCUCUCAGCUAUCAGCAAUGUUUUCCUUUUCCCUUUGGACAUGAAAACACUAUUUGAAGACACGCCGUUGUUUUCAUGGUACAUGCACGUCAAUAUCAGCACACAGAGCAACUGGCUUCAUGUCAGCUCAGAUGCAGCUCGCCUGGCCAUCAUCUGGAAGUAUGGGGGUAUCUACAUGGACACUGAUGUCAUUUCCAUCAGACUUAUUCCUGAAGAGAAUUUUCUGGCUGCCCAGUCUUCUAAAUUCUCCAGCAAUGGAGUUUUCGGAUUUGUCCCCCACCACCCCUUCCUGUGGGCAUGCAUGGAAAACUUUGUGGAACACUAUGACUCAGAAGUCUGGGGAAAACAGGGUCCUGAUUUGAUGUCAAGGAUGUUGAGAGUAUGGUGCAAACUUGGAGAUUUCCAGGAAGUGAGUGAUCUGAAGUGUUCAAACUUGUCUUUCCUACACCCUCAAAGAUUUUACCCCAUCUCCUAUCCAGAGUGGAAGCGUUACUAUGAAGUCUGGGACAAAGAGCCAGACUUCAAUGUCUCCUAUGCUCUGCAUCUGUGGAACUACAUGAAUAAGGAGGGUCGAACUGUGGUUAGAGGAAGCAACACUCUGGUGGAAAAUCUCUACCGGAAGUAUUGUCCCCAUACUUACAGAGAUCUUAUUCAAGGCCCAGAAGAGCAAGUGACCAGGAAUCAGGGUCCAAGUAACAAAUAGAGCCAACAUUUUGGGUUCUCCCCUUUCUCCAAAGAUGUGGGGGUUUACUAAUCCAGUUCAGA
Suncus etruscus (white-toothed pygmy shrew) is the source of this 1295-nucleotide messenger RNA. RefSeq names its product alpha-1,4-N-acetylglucosaminyltransferase (gene A4GNT). The transcript is spliced from 3 exons. The record is from RefSeq and is a predicted model, not a curated record. Gene Ontology annotation, biological process: protein O-linked glycosylation. Gene Ontology annotation, molecular function: acetylglucosaminyltransferase activity. Lineage: Eukaryota; Metazoa; Chordata; Mammalia; Eulipotyphla; Soricidae. The coding region runs from base 211 to 1233 and encodes 340 amino acids.